Molecule: messenger RNA, 1642 nt
Organism: Myotis myotis
Lineage: Eukaryota; Metazoa; Chordata; Mammalia; Chiroptera; Vespertilionidae
Gene: SURF6
Product: surfeit 6
Exons: 5
Coding region: 180-1250 (356 amino acids)
Biological process (GO): ribosomal large subunit biogenesis; ribosomal small subunit biogenesis
Cellular component (GO): nucleolus
Molecular function (GO): DNA binding; RNA binding
Source: RefSeq, a predicted model, not a curated record
GGCAGCGCCUGCGCACGUGGUGUUCCCGGCGAGCGGCGCCGCGGCCGCGACCUGGGUUGCUUAGCGUCGCGCGGGCGGGGACCGGGUGUGAGUCGGAGGGGAGACCAGCACUGACGUAGGGCGCUGCGCCCCCGUGCCCCGGAGCAGCACCCCGAGGGAGCCCCCCCGAGCCUCCGGCCAUGGCUUCCCUGCUCGCCAAGGACGCCUAUCUGCAGAGCCUGGCCAGCAAGAUCUGCGCCCGGCCCAGCCCCGAGCCGCACCAGCGCAAGUCGGGGGGCAAAGCUCAGGGCUCAGAAGCUGCCGGGCCCCCAAAAAAGAAGAGGAAGAGGGCACAGAAGAAACCCCGGGAGCAGAGGGAGAAGGCCGUGGAGUCCAAGGCCCAGGCCCUGGGGGAGAAGCCUCGGGCAGCUUCCCAGGCCAGGAAGCCCUUGGCAGCCAAGCAGGAGAGGGCCUCUGGCUCCUCCGGGGUCCCUGCAGAUGGCCGGGCCACGGAGUCUGACUCCCUCUUUGCCCUGGAUGUCCUGCGGCAGCGGCUGCAUGAGAAGAUCCAGGAGGCCCGGGGCCAGGGCGGCACCAAGGAGCUGUCCCCCGCCGCUUUGGAGAAAAGACGGCGGCGGAAGCAGGAGCGGGACCGGAAGAAGAGGAAGCGGAGGGAGCUGAGGGCCAAGGAGAAGGCGGCAAAGGCCGCGGGGCCCGUGGAGGCUGCGGAGCCGGCCCCCGAGGCGCCCGGCCAGGAGGCGCAGGGCCAGGCGGGGCUGCUGUUCAACAAGGUGGAGGUGGGCGGCGAGGAGCCGGCCGGCAAGGCCCAGCGCCGGAAGGAGAAGCGGCAGAAGCUGAAGGGGAACCUGCCGCCGCUGACGGGCAAGAACUACCGGCAGCUGCUGGAGCGGCUGCAGGCGCGGCAGGAGCGGCUGGAGGCGCUGCGGGAGCAGGACGCGGGGCAGGCGCGGGCGCUGGAGAGCAAGAUGCAGUGGACGACGGCGCUGUACCGGGCCGAGGGCGUGCGGGUCCGCGACGACGAGCGCCUGCUGCAGGCGGCGCUGAAGCGCAAGGAGAAGCGGCGGGCGCAGCGGCAGCGCCGGUGGGAGAAGCGCACGGCGCACGUGGUGGAGAAGAUGCAGCGGCGGCAGGAGCACCGCCGCCAGAACCUGCGCAGGAAGAAGGCGGCCAAGGCCGAGCGGCGCCUGGAGAAGGCCCGCAAGAAGGGCCGGGUCCUGCCGCAGGACCUGGAGCGGGCCGGCCUGGCCUGAGGGCGCCUGGCGGCUCCGCCCUGGCCCCUGGCGCCCCUGCAGCGCUGGGCGGCCCCCAGCCCGUGCGCACUCACACUCACUCUCAGGCUGGGUCACGUGGGCGAGGGAGGACGUUAUUGAGAACAGGAGCCCAGGCCCCAGGGGAGGGGACCAGAUGGGCUCCCGCCUUCUCUUGUGACUCCGGGAACUACCUCCCCCCCCCAAGUGUGCAGGCUGAGGGGCGAGGGAGCAGUGUGGAGGCCCUGGGACUUGGGGCGCUCGCUGCUCCUCCCCUGCCGUGUUCACAGGAGCAGGAAGGAAAGGCCUUGGUGGCUGCCCGCGUCACUUGGAAGCGACAAAAACCCAGCGCCCGCAGCCCGAGCCCAGGAUGGAGCUGGCAGCUGGUCACUGGG